CCCUCAGCAGCAUCACGAUCGAAACAACCACCGGGGAGAACGAACGAACGAAAGAGCGAGCGAAGCGGUCCCUUUAAGAAAGAGCGUUUCUUAACAAAAAUAAAGCUGUCGACUGAGAAAAAGUUGUUUUUUUUAAGGUCUGGAAUUGUGGACGUUUGAAGGUACUCCGUUUUGCAGCACACCCACGAAAUCUUCCCGGGGAUAACUGAAUUUUGGUUCUAAUGAAACGGGAGAAACAUGGUGGACGUUCAGAGGGGGCACUGAAAGAGGCUUUUUAAAUAUUUAAGAAGCUGUUUUUCGCCGUGAACUGUAGCCGUUUGAAGCUGAGAGGUGCCCUCAAUUAUUUGGUAUUAAAGUCGGAUUUUGAAAAGGGGAGCGGUGGAGAGCUGAAGAAACCGGAGCAGCCAUCCAGCAACAUGGGGAAAACGGGGCAAGUUGAUUGAAAGAAAGUCGGCAACAUCAACAGAAAAAGGGUGCCUAGAACUUGUUGUUGUGUUGUUCUGCUGCUGCUGCAGCUAUCAAUAGCGCAUUCUGGAAUGCGUAUUGCUGUGAAGAACUGCUUUUUAAAAUAUGAAACAUUAACACUUUUUAAUUGUCCAGCUCGGUAAUUUCUGUGCGUGAACUUGUGUUUUUAAUUUUUAUUUCCAAGCUGCUUUUGUGCAGUGAGAAUGAAGAAAAGCAUUCUUUACAUCACCAGUGUUAAAUUUCAGUGAGUCGCUGAAUUUAUAUAUAGGUCAGCACUUGAAGUACCCCCGGUUAAAUGUGUUCACUAAUGUUGUAUGAAAACGUUAUUUGAGUAAACGAGGGAAAAAAAGUUUUAUAAUUUUUUUUCUAACUUAUCAACCAUGUACCUCGAAGAAAUGGGACGUGCCUCAAGAUGACUGAAUCAAUUACCAGUUAAAUGUGGAGUAUUGCCCCACACUUUACAACUAUAUACCAGGAAUGGCUUUGAGAUAAAGUGGAUUACAUGGUGACUUGCUGGAGAUGCCAAGGAAGGAGCUGCCGUUGCCAGAGGGUUGGGAAGAGGCCCAAGAUUUCGACGGAAAAGUUUAUUAUAUUGAUCACAAAACUAAAACCACAAGUUGGAUCGACCCAAGAGACAGACACACUAAACCUCUGACGUUUGCUGACUGCAUUGGAGAUGAACUUCCAGUUGGUUGGGAAGAGGCAUAUGAUCCACAGGUCGGAGCAUAUUACAUAGACCAUAACACAAAAACUACACAAAUAGAAGAUCCCCGAAUACAAUGGCAGCGGGAACAAGAGCGCAUGUUGAAGGAGUACUUGGGUGUUGCAGCUGAUGCUCUAAAAGCACAGAAAGAGAUCUAUCAAGUCAAAGAGCAACGACUAAAGAUUGCACAGCAAGAAUUCACAAAUCUAAAUGAUGUUUGGAAAGACAAGUCUACUUCUCAAACAAGCUUAAAUUCUGGCUCAUCCUCCAGUAGCAAAUAUGACUCCGAUAUUCUUAAGGCUGAAAUUGUAACAGCAAAAAGUAGAGUAGAUAAGCUUAAGAAAGAACUUGCUUACAUGAGACAAGAGCUCCAGUAUAAAGAACAAGGCUAUGAAACAUUAAAAGAAGUUGACCAGAAGAUGUCCAUUACUCAGUGUGGCUUUAAAUUGGAUGAAGCACAAGCUAUUGUUAGUGAAGUAAGAAGAAUCAAAAAGGCCAUUAAUUCUGGAGAAAAGGAAAAGUAUGAACUCAUGCAGACCUUGGCUAGGCUAAAGGAUGAAUUCAGAGUUGAUUCAAGGUAUCAACUGGAUCUUUGGCCAAGCAGUUCUUCGCUCAGUGAUUCAAAUAGAUCUUUACCCCGACUUUUUUCAGAUGCUGGAUCUCAAACUAGUUUGCCAGAUUUUUCAACAAGCAAUAACAACAAAUUAGCUGAGAAGGUCAGGUUAAGCCUGAAGUACGAAGAAGCAAAGAAAAGGAUAGAAAAUAUUGAAGUUCAAAUAGCAAAACUGGAUAGUGAGGCUUGGCCUGGCUUACUUGAUCCAGAAAGGGAUCGCUUAAUCCUAAUAAAUGAGAAGGAAGAGCUUUUAAAAGAACUGCAGUAUAUGAGACCUCGCAAGAAAGCUGCAUGUGAUGUUGAAAGACUAGACCUGGAGAGAAAGCGUUUGGAGAAGGACCUUCAGGCAGCCCGGGAUAAUCAAAGUAAAGCACUGGCAGAAAGGUUAAAGUUACAUAGCAGAAGAAGUAAAUUGGUUCGAGAACUUGAAGAGACUGCUCGUGUAGCUUCAUCGAUUCAUGCCCAACUAAAAAGCCUUUCUGCCAGUACACUUUCAUGUUCCUCAGGCAGCAGUAAGAGUUCAUUGGCAUCCAGCAGGGGUUCACUUGCCAACUCUAGCCAAGGCUCCUCUUCUUCACUAAGCUUUACUGAUGUCUUCUUUGAUCAGCCAGAGUCGAGUGAUCCUGACUACCAGUAUAAACUAGACUACAUGCUUCAGGAGGUAGCUACAAGUUUUCGACCAUCAAGUUCUAUAACUACAAUUCACGAAAAUGAAAUCAUAAACACUAAAAUGAACUCGGAUACUCCAAUUCAGAUACUGAAAAUAGCUGAGACACCUGGUUCUGUGACUUCACUUUCGCCUCGAUCUUCCAUAUCUUCCUUAUCGCCUCCUUGCUCUCCACUUGUCUCAGACUCUCAUUUUUUGGCAGGAGAUGCUUUCUUGAAUCAUGAUAACAUUAGCAUGGACCUUGAGUUGUCAGGACGACUUGUAGAUCUUCAUGUCAACACUGGUAUGGAAAAUAAACAGCUUUUUGACAGCACGGUGCCUCUCUCUCACAUUCACUGUAUAACUCAGGAAACGGAUGUUAAACAAGACUUAGGAAGCACCGGUCCAGACCCUGCUAAAGAAGGCAGUUUACAAAUGAAACCCACAGGACCUUCACCUCACAAAGUGGGUGUUUUUUCUGCUAUAUCUGAUGAGUCUGUUGCUGGGGACAGCGGUGUCUAUGAACCUUCUGUGGAUCGUCCCUUUAAAGUAGCAGAUACAGUUGUUAAUGAGGAACGUGGAUCGCUUGAUACUGCGCAGAUUCAACUGGGAAUGAAGUAUGAUGUUAAAGAUAAAAGAUUUGCCUUGUAUGUAGUUCAACUUAGCAAUACGGCAUCAUUUGCUGUGCCACCAAAUGAAAAAGUGUACGUUCGUAUUGCUGUGCUCCCUUGCUCUGAAACAACAAGUUGUCUUUUCCGAACAAAGGCAGAAUUCCCCCAAGAAUAUAUCAGAUUCAAUGAAGUGUUCUGGGUGGCUAUAUCACAUGUUGCUUUAUGCCAGAAAACUAUGAGAGCUGAUGUUUGUUGUAUGACUAAAUCUCUUCAAGAGCAAUGUCUGGCAGGGGCUCAGAUUAGUCUUGCUGAAGUGAGCUGCAGUGGUGAAAGGUACACGUCUUGGUACAAUCUACUUAACUACAAAUACAUGAAGGAACUUAACAGAAUGCACAAAAUACAAGAUGAUUCCACAAAGCAUGAAAUGCCAUCUGUGGGCUUGCAAAAUACAGAAAUAGAGCUGGAAGCAGAAGAGAAUGUGCUUGAAAACAAGGAAAGCAUCUUACCUCCAGAAGAAUAUUGGCAGAAGGACAAUAUGGAUUAUGAUAUAUCACUUAAUAAAAAUGGCAGUGAUGAAGAACUCGGUCAAGUACAAGAGUCCUCACAGAGUGCAGAGACAAAACAGUGGAAUGAACAGCUAAUAACAGAAUGGACAUUUGACAAUGAAACAUUACAAAAAGUGGACAAGGAAACCAUCACCGAAAAUAUUCCACAAGGUGCUUCAGUUGUUCGUCCAAAGGAACGCAGAGUUGCUGUUCCCCAGCAGAAUCUUUUUGUAAGAGGAAGCACAAUAAUACGUUCAAAAACAUUUUCACCUGGAGCACAGUCGCAGUAUGUGUGUAGGAUAAAUAGAAGUGAUAGUGACAGUUCAACAUUAUCCAAGAAGUCUCCAUUUGUAAGAAAUGCUUCAGAGAGGCGAAGUGUUCGAGUGAAAAAGCCAAUACUUCCAGCUAAGGGCCUUGAUAGCCUGUUACGUACAUCUCUAGAUUUGGAGUUGGACUUGCAGGUGUCUAGGACAAAACAUAAUCGACUAAACCAGGAAAUUGCAGUUCUAAAGGAUUUAAAAGAACAUCUUGAACAGGCAAAAGCAAAGGGAGAAACAGAGCUUCCUAGCUGGGUUGUGGAAGAUGAGAGAUUCAAGCUCUUGCUCAAACAAGCAGAGAAACAGACAAAAGAAGAACAAAUACAAGAACAAUUGGUUCAUAAGAUGAUGAAGAUGGCAGCUAAAGAUGUGCACAGGAUAUGUGGGCAAAACCGAAAAGAAGUAUAUGAAGUUCUAUCAUUCCGAGAGAAGAUGGCAUUUUUCACACGGGCAAAAAUUAAUGUUCCUGAUUUGCCUGUGGAUGAUGUGUGAGGAUUUUCAAGUAUUUACAUUAGCUGCUGAACUGUAACACAUACAAGCGACUGAUCCUGUAAUAUUAUAUGAAGAAAAAAUAUGUAAACCAGAAAUCAAUGUUCAUUGUUUGAAUGUACAGAUUUAUAGUUUUAUUCUUUUACUGUAUAUAGAUAAUAUUAAAUAUAAUUGGCAGGACAUUUGAGUCUUAUCAUUGAAACAUAUAAAGGUAAAUAUAUAUUUCUUCUAUGACAUUAAAUUUUAAAAAUGUUCCAAUCUCUUGUUUUCUUUGAAUUCCAUAAGGAUUUAAAUGGGCAUUUGUAGAUGCAGUUAAAAUUAGGCAAUUAUUAUUCCCCAGAAGGAAAAUGUAAUAAUAUCAGUUACAAGUGUUGAAUUUUUCUAGCUCUUCUCAGGUCUAGUCAUUUUUUAAAUUAUUUUUCUAAGAAAAAAUGAAUGUGCUGACUUCACUUUUGGUGUGGGUUUUAGGGCGUGGAGAUGCUACAGUUAGAAAAAUAUAUCACCAGCUAUUUGGUAACAUUUUAUGCACAAAAUUACACUACAGAGAUUUGUGAUUAUUUGUCUUAGGAUUUUUUAUGGAGUGCCAUUCAGUUCAGUACAUUUCACAACAGAAUCUUAAAGUGAAUACAGCAUAGGGCAAAUAUAUUUAAAGUAAAAUGUAUAUUUUAUCUAAAUAUACCAAACGGCUAAUAAGUAAUAUACUGUGUGUUUCCUAGGAUAAAAGAGCAUUGUAUGGAGAGUGAUUUUGUUUUUUUUAAGUUCUAAAAAUGUGCCAUUCUAUUUGGAAUUCUGUAACACAGCUUUUCAGUAUGCUAUAUUGUAUGCUAAAAUAUGGGUUUUGCUCUUUUGCGUUCAGCUUACAUAUAAGUGAAGUAAGAAAUUUCCAAACAGAUUCCAGUAAAUGCCUGUCUCCAUGAUACAAUUUUGAAAUGCUUUUUCAUAUUCUUGAUUGGACUAUGAUUUGCAUGGCAAUGCAUAACAAACAAAUCAACCAAAUUAAUUUACGUCAAAAACUUUAUGUGCUAUUCUGAGAAGUGUGUGUGUGUGUAUAGUACAGUAUAAUCUGUACAUAAAACAUCCAACUAAAUGUUCGAUAAUAUACUGCAUACGCAGAUUCUGAAUGCAUAUUGUGAAUAAUCCAUCAUAUGAUGUCAUAUUUUGCUGUGUAACAAAUAUAAGUCUAAUUUGCCAUGUAUUAGUUAUCCACAUCCUGUAGUGUAAUACAGUUUCUACUACAUGACAUUUUAAUUUUUCAUGUGAUACUGGAUAGCUUUUAUUUUUGUUGUCUUGUUAACAUCAGCAUAACUCAGGUACUAUAAAGUAGCAUACAAGCACUUUUUAAUAUUUUUUUUCUAUCUGAAAUUUACUGUUGAGUAUUUUUUUGAAUAUUCAACUUAUAUAUAAGUAAUACUAUCUGGGGCUGGUUCCCGGCAUAGUGACUCCUGAUCUUGAAACAGGCAUUGAAUCUUUCCCUUCAGGGUUCAUGUAACAAAACGCACAUCCAAACUUAAGGUCCGCUAAGAUCACCAGAAGUUUUGCCUGUUUAAAAAAAUUGAUGAUAAUUCGUGUGUUUAAAAUGUUGUUUUAAGUUAGCAAUAUUUGCUUCAGGCUCAAACUAGCUUAUGGUUGCUCAUGUGACUGAAUUAAAAAUAUAAAGCCUCUGUGGCUCUCCACAACAACAGAUUCCCACCAAAUAUAAACAUGUAAACUUUUAUGAUUAAUAUUUAUCGUUUGAUUUUAAACACACUUGUAAAAAUACUGAAAAGUUUUUUUUUAUAUAAAUUUAAACUCCCAGGCUCAUUUAAUAUUAUGUAUUUCAAACUGGGUUUGAAAAUAUCUUUGCUGUACUUACCUGCACAGACUCGCAAAUACAUGUGAUAACAGUAGACUCCAAUGAAAUGUGUAGCAUGAAUUUGUUACUGGAAAUCCUGUAAUGCAGCAGAUGACUUCAGACUUUGCUUAAAAGUGUAAAUACACUCUGUAUCUGUGUUUAUCAGAAUACUUCAUGAUGUUUGCGUGAGCUGUAUGGUUGAAAUAGUCCUAUUCAGUAUGCUUUUAGUAGUUUACUCUGGAUUACACUUUAAUAAUAAAAUAAAAAAUAAAUGUCUAUACCUUCAUUGGAAAGUGAUACUGUGGAAUGGUGGCACUACAUAAAACCUCUGAAAUGUGAAUCAUAGCUUAGCAUUACAAUUGUUGUUGGUCUCCAUUUUAUGUGGUACUUCUCAUGAUAACAGCAACUUUUUCUUUAUCUAAGUAUCUGAGGUGACUGGAUAUUAAAAUAUCAGUUAUUUAAAAUACAGCUUUCUAAAAAUUUUCCAGUCCUUGUUCAAAUUGUGUUGACUUUAACAUUACUGUUAAUUUAUUAGUCAAAAAGGUGUUUAACUAAUUAAGUCAUGAUGUGUAUGUUCUUCAUUUGUUGUUUAGUCCUUAAAAAUACUUUGCACAAUUUUCUUCAAUUCAUUCUAUAAAUGUAUAUAAUUCUUUCUGACCUUAUGAUGAACUGGAUUUAAUUUCAUGACACAUGAAAUAUUUGAGACGGUUUGUUUGAUUUUUCAUGAACUUGACAUUGUUUCCAUUGAGUUCUGUAAUAUGCGUUUGAAAUAAUUAUUUCCAUUAUUUUUUACUAAGGUUGUUAUUGGGAAAGUUUAUACUCCCUGCUAUGGCAGCAUGUUGUUCUGCAUUUGAAUUUGGGUAUUUUUGAGCAAAGUUUUAAAUCUAGAGUCAUGUUUAAGUUAAAGUACAAUAUAUUUGAUCUUAUGUAGUUUAUCAACUAAUUAGCAUUCUACAUGACCUUGAGCAUCAUAUCUGUGUGUCUUGAACCCUCAUUUCAAAUGAAAUCAUCUUUUAUUGUCUUAACCUAACUCGGCUUCAAUGAUGGGCCACCUACUACCUAAGUUCUCACUUUUACACACCACCCAUUACCUUGACGGUUGAGUUGCGUCCUGGUAUCCCUGUUCCGGAUGAGGUUCUCUUGGUGUUUGUGUGAAGCAUCAUAACCUUAAAAUCUGAAUUGCAUUUUAUCUGGUUCCUUCCCUUAAAAAAUUUGCCUAGGAUAAUUACAACAGGAGAGCAAGGCUCCCAACAACAUAACUCUAAAGAAAGUCAGGGCAAGUCACUCUCUUCCCCUAAAUUACCAUCCAAGAAGUAAUAUGUUUUCUAAUUUUAAAUUAAGGAUAUGAGAUUAAAAGGUUUUAGAAAAAGAACAGCAAAAUAACUUUACUAGUGUAACACGACGUAUAUGGUGGUAGUGAGGCUAAGGAUCUAUGCACAUGUCCGGAAGGUUGCCGGUUUGAAUCCCUGUUAAUGCUAAAAGAGAUCCUACUCUGCUGGGCCCUUGAGCAAGGCCCUUAAUCUACAGUUGGUCCAGGGGCGCCGUACAAUAGCUGACCCUGCGCUCUGACCACAGUGAUAUGCAAAAACUAACAAAUUACUAAUACAAGAAAUUGUACAAGGCCGAAGUAAAGAACAACAAAAAAAAGAAUUAAAACCUUUAUUUACAAGAAUUUGGCAGCUCUGUCAACUUAACAUUCAGUAGUUUCCAGCAAGCCCAGCUGUUUAAUUAUGAUGUUCUGUGGUUUGCUUAUUUUAGUGCUAAAAUAAUGCCAUAGUGAAGGCUAUCAGCUAAUGUACAGUAUUUGAAUCUGGUUUUUAUUUUUCUUUCCCUUAAGUUUUGAAUAUCACUACUGAUUAAUGCAUUAAUGGCAGUGGCUAGAGUUAUUUUAAUUUGUAGCUUUAAAUGGCAGUUAUCCUAAAUUUGUUUUGGCUUUAAAAUAGAUAUUAUGUGUUUAGAUUGCAUUAGCAUUUUUGAAAAUCAAUUAAUGACAAAAAUAAUAUACAAAGUCAUAAUUUAUCUGUAAUUGAAUCUGUAUUUAAAUACAUUUGUACAGGUUUUCAGGUUUUUGGAAGAUUAGCCCAUAGAGAGAUUGCAUCUUUGAAGUAAAACAUUGAGCAUAAAAUGAUCGAAAUAGAUGUAUGGUUAAUAACACUUUUAGAUUUUAGUCUGAAUUGUAGAGACGCCCUGUCCAUAAUGCUUUCUAAUUUACAUUUUUCAAAAGUAAACAAUUUUCCUCAUUCUUUGUUUGCCUUGUACUCUCCACUUAUAUUGAGUACUUGCUUAGUGGCGAUAUUUUGCAGAAUGGCGAGUUAUGCUCCUUUGUAACUUAAUCAAUCCAGUUGAAAGUCUUAUAUGCUUUUAAACACAAGUUUACUGUCAUGAGAAUAAUUAUCAAUACAGUACUUCAUUAGUUUUGGAAGAUAUAUGUGCAGUGCCGUAAUAUUUACAGUACAUCAUGAAUGCCUUUGAUGUUGUUGUCAGUUUUUGUGAUUAUUAAGUGCGGAAUAGUUCAGGGUAUAUUCAGUUAGUUCACUUUAAUAGACUGCAGUACUGCAGUUGCUGGUUAGUAUUCUUCAGAUGUGUACAUGGUAAAGCAACCCUUUCUCAUUAGGAUAACUAUACCAAUGCUCCCAUGCACUUACCAAUUUAGAAGAGGUAGAGUGUUCUUAUUUGGGAAAUAUUUUGCCAGUAAAUGCGUGAAAUAAAAGCUGGUGGGAUAGAAAUGGUUGCUAGAUUGAGAAGCUUUUACACAAAGAUUUAUCAGGUUGUCUCUACUUUAUAGUAUUUAAAGCAUCACCUUCAUAUGAGCUUUCUAAUAUUAAAAGUAGAUGACAUUAAGUUGCUGGUACAGGGGCCAUCCAUUCUUCUGCAAAACUUCCACCUAAUGUGAUUUUUAUUUUUAAUAAUAUAGAAAUUGGAAAAUAUGAAGAGUCAUACUCACUGCAUUUUAAAACCUUUCCUAAGUUGCACCUUGUUUUUGCUGUUCAUUUUAUGUAUGGCUUAUCUUGGUAAAUGUAGAACUCCAACAGCAGCAGAAAAUUUCUUUGUUUGUAUUUUGAUUUGUAUUUCCUUUAAAUCUGGUACAGAAUAGGUUUUGUUGUUAAUCUUGUUCUGAUGUAUUUUUGGCACUUGAGUCUUUUUUUUUGGAAAAUGUCAGAGUUCUAAUAAUAUCAUAAACUGCACUGUUAAUUUUACACAACUUUGAAUUUUUAUUUUUACACCACUGUAUUGAAGUUCAUUGUUACAGUCUUAAAAUUAAGAAAUGAUUGUUAUCAUUAAUAGAACCUAUCAGUUUGUAGAAAUAACAUUAGUAUGUUAAGUAAUGUUUAUAUCAUUUAAUUACACUGUAUUAAAAUAUGUAAAUAUUUGGAAUGGGACAAUGUUCAUCUAAAGUUACACUGUUAGAAAUCUUGGCAAUACUGUGAUUAUGUAACACUCAAUGUGCACAGUUAUAGUAUGCAUGCAGUGUCUUAUGAUGAUUUUAGCAGUGUCUAAAGAAAUGUAACGAGAAAGUUCUCAGAGCAUCAUGUAAAUACUUAAUAUCACAUACUACUUUUUACCGGAUGUAACUUAUCAUUUUGUAAAUCAAACCAUUAAGAACACAGUUUAACCUUUUAAGCUUUUAUUUUUUCUAAUGUGUUGGCUUAAGUUGAAAUUAAGUACUGAACAGAAACUUUUUGAGGAAGGUAGCUCUAAAAAUACAUGAGAUAUUUAUUGCACUUUUUGAUUGAAUAGUUUUCAGAUGGUCUUUGUUUUUAGAAACUGUGAAUUGUAGGUGAGGUGUGGUAUGUUGGUCAACAGUGUACACAUUUCACCCGCAUCAGAACUGUUUUGUAGGAAAAAAAAAAGAAAAAAAAUUAUAAAUUGU
Messenger RNA from Erpetoichthys calabaricus (reedfish), 10091 nucleotides. It is a transcript of the gene wwc1, whose product is annotated as WW and C2 domain containing 1. The record is from RefSeq and is a predicted model, not a curated record. The transcript has 22 exons. Bases 985 to 4392 code for a protein of 1135 amino acids. Gene Ontology annotation, biological process: negative regulation of organ growth; cell migration; regulation of hippo signaling. Gene Ontology annotation, molecular function: kinase binding; molecular adaptor activity. Gene Ontology annotation, cellular component: cytoplasm. Lineage: Eukaryota; Metazoa; Chordata; Cladistia; Polypteriformes; Polypteridae.